AUGGCCCUUCGUCGCUUAGCCCAGAACAACGCAGCGGCAGCCACCCCAAAGCGGGAGGCCGACUCCCCAGUCGCAAAGCCAAGGCUAUCGAUGCCGACAACCCCAAGAAACAGAGUCUCUAUAGGCCCAUAUCGGUCCCCAGCCUCGACUCCAUCUCUGUCUGCCACGAUUCCCUUUGACUGGGAAGCCGCUCGUUCUCGUGCACCACCACCGUAUACACCACUUCAGCGCAAACUCAGACAAAGUACCGCCGGAGACUCGACUGACAGUCCUCGUCCAGUUAGGCGCGCUUUUGUACGAAAGAAAGGUUUCUUUGAAAAACUCCGGGAUACACCAUCCAAUGUCGCGUUUUAUCUAUCCAUGUUCCCUCAAAAUCUUCCACUUCCUUCGGCAAAGGCUUCCUCGAGGAUCUUGGCCGGGAUCAUGCACCUCGCUCAAUUUUCUUUACGUGUGAGCAAAGCACGCCGAUCACCCAGUAACUGGGAGGAUAUCUACGGCGACGACGACGAUGCAUGGUUCGAUUGGACCUCGUUGUUGACCGUCAUCCUCCUCGGUGCUGCUUUCGCCAAUGCAGCAUACCUCUUGUCCCGUACACGAAAGUAUCACUUUCAUCGCCGGGUCGACCCCAUCUCUUCGCCCAACGCGAAAUUUGUGCCCAAGGACUGGGACACUGCUCAGCCACUCCGUCGGCCACUGUGGAGACGAUCCCUGUCGUUUUCCUGGUGGGCGUUUAUCAGCUCAUGGAGGUUCCUCCUGAACAUUCCUUCGCCACCGCCUGCACCUGCUAACGCAGGACCCGCAUCCAAGAUCCAAGAAUUGGAAGUCUGGACUCCGAAUGAACUCGAACUGCAGCUCUUUAGCUUGUAUUCACCUGUACAUGCUUUGCUAUGGCAGGCCACGUCCUCUGCCAACUGGAUAACCAUGCUCUUCUGCAUGGGACUGUUAACCAUCACGCUCAAUGUCCUCAUCUUCCAGUAUCAAAUGUUGGUAAAAGACAAGGAAGCUAUUGCUGCGGAGGUCAUGAGCGAGUACAACGAAGGAUUUGUUUACCCAAGGAUAAACCCUAUCCGACACGACGUCGGUGUAAUGACCCACGAAUCAGAGAUCGUCAGUGUUUGGGAUUAG
Molecule: messenger RNA, 1125 nt
Organism: Coprinopsis cinerea okayama7#130
Lineage: Eukaryota; Fungi; Basidiomycota; Agaricomycetes; Agaricales; Psathyrellaceae
Exons: 5
Coding region: 1-1125 (374 amino acids)
Biological process (GO): maintenance of rDNA; regulation of exit from mitosis
Source: RefSeq, a predicted model, not a curated record